This is a messenger RNA of Arabidopsis arenosa, 657 nucleotides long. The record is from the annotation of a GenBank genome assembly. NCBI's taxonomy places the organism in Eukaryota, Viridiplantae, Streptophyta, Magnoliopsida, Brassicales, Brassicaceae.
AACCUCCAGAGCUAAUGAAGAGCUAAUGAUGCAACAAUGUCACAACUCUGACAAUUCCACCUUGUGUCUUCGCUGUCUAAGCUCCGACCCCAAUUCUCAUGAAGCCGACAAAGUCGGACUGGCUCGUAUCAUCCUCAAAUGCAUCAACUCUCAGCUCCUAAUCCUCACCAAGAACACUUCCACUUUGGGCUCGCACCACUACCGGAAUCCCAAGGCUGCAGCAGCGUGGAAGCAGUGCGGUUUGGGUUUCUCGACGGCUAAGCGUGGCCUGGGAGAGGCCGACGCUCACCUUAUAACCGGAGAUUACGACAAGGCUGCGUAUGACGUCAGCGUGAAAGUGGUGAAUCCUCCGGUCUCGUGCCGCAACAGUCUCGAGACACUCAACAUCCAAGUCCCUUCAAGUUUCCGUUACCAUAUUGAUGUUUACUUGGCGUUGACUCAAGCUCUCCUCAGGAUCGUUGAUCGCUUCUAGAUAGUUUAUGUUUCUUCAACAGUGUUUAUCUUAUCUAUAUAUUAUCAGUGACUUUGAUUAUGUCUAGGCCCUCAAAUUAAAAUCCAGGUUUGCUGCUUCUUGUAAUCCGUUCAAGAUUGAAUGCAAAAUAGUGACACCUACUGUAAAAAAGCUUAAUGCCAUCAGAACAAAGUAGCUGAUUCUUU